AUGCUGUCCGCCCGCCUGCUGCGCCACCAGCUCCUGGCCACCGCCGCGCGCGGCGCCAGCGGCGCGACCGUGUCCGCGUCCGUGCGCCGCCUGCAGCAGGCCGCGGCCCCGCGAGAGAAGCUCUUCGACAAGGUCCUGGUGGCCAACCGCGGCGAGAUCGCCGUGCGCGUCAUGCGCACGUGCAAGAAGCUGGGCAUCAAGACGGUGGCCGUGUACUCGGAGCCCGACGUGAACUCGGUGGCCGUGCGCAUGGCCGACGAGGCCGUGUGCGUGGGGCCCGCGGCCUCCAGCCAGAGCUACCUGAGCAUCCCCAAGAUCGUGGAGGCCGUGCGGGCCACGGGCGCGCAGGCCGUGCACCCGGGCUACGGCUUCCUGUCGGAGAACAAGGACUUCUGCGAGGCCCUGGAGGCCAUCGGCGUGGCCUUCAUCGGCCCGGGCCACGAGGCCAUCCAGGCCAUGGGCGACAAGAUCGAGUCCAAGCAGCUGGCCAUGGACGCGGGCGUCAACACGAUCCCGGGCUUCCUGGGCGAGAUCGACACGCCCGACGAGGCCGUCAAGGUGGCCCGCGACAUCGGCUACCCCGUCAUGAUCAAGGCCAGCGCCGGCGGGGGCGGCAAGGGCAUGCGCGUGGCCUACAACGACGAGGAGGUGCGCAUGGGCUACCGCCUCUCGAAGGAGGAGGCGGCCAGCAGCUUCGGAGACGACCGCAUGUUCCUCGAGAAGUUUAUCGAGGACCCGCGCCACAUCGAGAUCCAGCUCAUCGCCGACUCGCACGGCAACGUGGUGGCCCUGCCCGAGCGAGAGUGCUCCAUCCAGCGGCGCAACCAGAAGGUCAUCGAGGAGGCGCCCAGCGUGCUGCUGGACCCCGAGACGCGGCUGGCCAUGGGCAAGCAGGCCGCCAUGCUGGCCAGGAAGGUGGGCUACGUGAGCGCCGGCACGGUCGAGUUCCUGUGCGACAAGCACAAGAACUUUUACUUCCUCGAGAUGAACACACGCCUGCAGGUCGAACACCCCGUGACGGAGCUCAUCUCGAAAGUGGACCUCGUGGAGCAGAUGAUCCGCGUGGCUGCGGGCCACGAGCUGCCCAAGGAGCUGCUGGGUGGACCCGUGAAGAUCCACGGCUGGGCCAUGGAGAGCCGCGUGUACGCUGAGGACCCGCUGCGCGGCUUCUUGCCGUCUAUCGGCCGCCUGCUCCAGUACGAGGAGCCCGUGCAACUCCCCGGUGUGCGCGUGGACUCGGGCGUGACUGAAGGCAGCGACAUCUCCAUGUUCUACGACCCCAUGAUCUCGAAACUCAUCACGUACGGCAAGGACCGGUCCGAGUGCCUGGAUCGCAUGAAGACGGCGCUGGACAACUACGUCAUUCGCGGCCCGGGCAACAACGUUUCGUUCCUGCAGGACGUUUACCGACACCCUCGUUUCGUGAGCGGCAAGAUCACCACCAAGUUCAUCGAGGAGGAGUAUCCCGAGGGCUUUGAGGGCGUGAAGUUGACGCUGGCGGAGACCGAGGACCUCCGCGUUGUUGGCGCUAUCAUGCACCUGAAGAAGACCAUCGCGAGCAGCCAGAUCUCGGGCCGUAUUGAUUCGUCAGCGCAUCAGGAAGGUGUGGCUUCGUUCGACUCCCUCAACCCAGACGAAGUGGAGUUCGUCUCGGACCAGGCGGGUGUUGUUCCUCGCCUGCGUGCCAUUGCUGCCGGCCUAUCGUCGCAGGACCUGAUUGCGCUAGCGGAGCGCAACGAUCUGAAGAAUCUGGGUGCUCAGCUGUCGGUUAGCAUCGAUGGCCCGUUCGGAGCGUCCGAGCCCGUUGUUGUCGUGGAGGUCGAGGUGGAGAACAAGCGCCGCCGCACGGAGACGUUGACGCUGGCGUUUGUGGAGAACAAGUGGCAUGUCGUGGGCGAUGUAGACUGGUCGCUCAACAGCCCGCUGUUCAAGGCAUCAUACUCGAAGCAGAGCGGCGCGUCGAACGCACCGCUGACGUCUCAGCUGCUGCAGACGCUGCCCGAGGGGUUCAAGCUCCAGUUUCACGGCGCCGUGCACGAUGUGGUUGUGCGCAACGAGCUGGAGGCCGCCUACGGCAAGCACAUGCAGCCCAAGCCUGAAGUCGACACGUCCAACUUGUUGCUCUGCCCGAUGCCCGGCAUGCUCAUUUCAGUUGCCGUCGAGGUUGGCGAGCACGUGGAGGCCGGCCAGGAGCUGGCCGUCGUGGAGGCCAUGAAGAUGCAGAACGUGCUGCGCUCCGAGAAGAGAGGCGUCGUCAAGAGCAUCGCGCGCGCGGCUGGCGACUCGCUCAAGGUGGACGAGAUCAUCCUCGAGUACGAAUGAGCGAGCAGCAGCAUUGCAAGCAGAACAUUGUCACUUGGUACCUGCAUACUGAGGUAUACGCAGACAAGAAAACUAAACACAGUUUGUAUGUGAUCAACACGAAUUGAAUUGAGCUUGACC
Messenger RNA from Phytophthora sojae, 2442 nucleotides. RefSeq lists its product as hypothetical. NCBI's taxonomy places the organism in Eukaryota, Oomycota, Peronosporomycetes, Peronosporales, Peronosporaceae. Gene Ontology annotation, molecular function: propionyl-CoA carboxylase activity; metal ion binding; ATP binding. The transcript has a single exon. The record is from RefSeq and is a predicted model, not a curated record. Gene Ontology annotation, cellular component: mitochondrion. The coding region runs from base 1 to 2322 and encodes 773 amino acids.